Molecule: messenger RNA, 1162 nt
Organism: Camellia sinensis
Lineage: Eukaryota; Viridiplantae; Streptophyta; Magnoliopsida; Ericales; Theaceae
Source: RefSeq, a predicted model, not a curated record
AUGAGACCCAAUGUUGUGAUUGUCAUUGUGCAUAGGAGGAAUUUCUGUCUAGAAUGGAGUAGCCUCUUAUGGCAUUCUAUAAGAGUUUGGAGCAGGUUUAUUUUUAUUGGUCCUAGUGAUCAUAUAUUAUUAGAUGCCAGUGCCACACACUCAUGGAAAGAUGCAUGGGUCGCUAAAGAUGAGCAGAAAUGGUAUUAUGCUCUACUUGCUAUACCAGUUGUUUGCUACAUUAUAGCAUUUACGUUAUCAGGAAUUCUGUUUAUUUGGUUCAAUCCUUCUGGCCAAGACUGUGGUCUCAACGUCUUCUUUCUUGUCAUGACCAUGAUUCUUGCAUUUGCAUUUGCUGUUAUUGCGUUGCAUCCACAGCUCCACUACCCAUUGCUCCUCUCUCUCCUCUGCAAACACUCUCCAUCAGCAACCCUCGACAUUCUCAUCCUCAUCCUCAUCCUCGGCCUCUUCUCCGGAACUUUCCUCAUCACCUCCUACUUCUCCUACAUCUUCCAGUCCCUUUCUCUCCUCCUCCCUCCUCUCUCUCACUCCUCCCCCUCCUCCUCCUCCUCGGCUGUGAUUUACCUAAUUGGGUUUUUGCUCUUUUUCAUUCUCGUCUUUGUUUUCUUCGAGAUCUGUUGUGGGUACAGAUCGAGGACGUGCGAGAACCCUAGGUGUAAAGCGUUGAAGAAGGCGAUGGAAUUCGAUUUGCAGCUGCAGGCCGAGGAGUGUUUGAGAUCGGCUGCGACGGCGGUGAGAGAGAUCGAUGAGCUGCCGUGGAAAGGAGGGAGUGAAGGGAACCCUGAUUAUGAGUGCUUGAGGGCUGAGCUGAGGAAGAUGGCGCCACCGAAUGGGCGGGCGGUGCUGCUGUUUCGGGCCCGGUGUGGAUACCCAAUUGCGAAGCUCAAGGAUUGGGGGGCGAAACGGGGGCGUCGGCACAAGAAGGGUCUGGCUCCAAAUGGGGGAGGUGUUCGUCGCUGAUCGUUCGUGUUGGCUCCAUUGUUGGGGGUCUCGUACAUAUGUUUCUCCUUUUACUGUCUCAUUUACCUUAAAAUUUCAUGACGUACUUUCUUCUGAAAACUUAUAAUUUUAAUCAGAACAAUUCUUUUAAUCUUACAGAUACUUCCUCUGCCUCAAAAUAUUAGUCUUUUAUUUCAUUUUUCAUUGUUCCAAA